Messenger RNA from Nothoprocta perdicaria, 1156 nucleotides. It is a transcript of the gene AIFM2, whose product is annotated as apoptosis inducing factor, mitochondria associated 2. Gene Ontology annotation, cellular component: cytoplasm; mitochondrion. Gene Ontology annotation, molecular function: flavin adenine dinucleotide binding; electron-transferring-flavoprotein dehydrogenase activity. The transcript is spliced from 8 exons. Bases 1 to 1122 code for a protein of 373 amino acids. The record is from RefSeq and is a predicted model, not a curated record. Gene Ontology annotation, biological process: apoptotic mitochondrial changes; positive regulation of apoptotic process. NCBI's taxonomy places the organism in Eukaryota, Metazoa, Chordata, Aves, Tinamiformes, Tinamidae.
AUGGGCUCCGGGCUCUCCGUGGACGACUCGGUGCGCGUCGUGGUGCUCGGGGGCGGCUUCGGCGGCGCCGCCGCCGCCGGCCGCCUGCGCUCCUGGGGCRUCCCCUUCGCGCUGGUGGACGCGCGCGACGCCUUCCACCACAACGUGGGCGCCCUGCGCGCCGCCGCGCAGAGCGGGUUUGCCAGGAAGACCUUCAUCUCCUUGGCCGCCGCCUUCGGCGACAGCUUCCACCAAGGCCACGCCGUGGGCAUCGACGCCGAGAGGCAGCAGGUCCUGCUAAGCAGCGGCGAGGAGCUCCACUACUCCCACCUCAUUCUCGCCACGGGCAGCGACGGGCCCUUCCCCGGCAAGUUCCACAAGGUGGUCGACAUGGAAAGCGCCAUCCAGGCCUACGAGGACAUGAACAAGGAGCUCGAGAAGUCCCCGCGCGUCCUGGUCGUGGGAGGAGGCUCCGCUGGGGUGGAGAUGGCGGCCGAGAUCAAGACGGAGCACCCGGCCAAGGAGGUCACCCUCAUACACUCCAAGAUGGCACUGGCCGACGUGGAGCUGCUCCACAGCGUGCGGCAGGAGGUCAAGGAGAUUCUCCUCCGGAAAGGAGUGCGCCUCCUCUUGAGUGACAGGGUCAGCAACCUGGAGGAGCUCACUCUAAACCGCUUCCAGAAGGACAUGGUGGUACGGACGGAAAGAGGCUCCGAGGUGACUGUUGACAUGGUCAUCCCGUGCACGGGGAUAAGGAUCAACUCCUCGGCCUACGCCAGCGCGUUUGGGGACAAAAUGGCAAGCAACGGCGCCCUGAGGGUCAACCAGCACCUGCAGCUGGAAGGCUACGAGAACGUCUACGCCAUCGGGGACUGCGCGGACCUGCGGGAGCCCAAGAUGGCCUACCACGCCGGGCUGCACGCCGACGUCGCCGUCACCAACAUCGUCAACAGCCUGAGGAAGAAGCCCCUCAAAGCCUACCAACCAGGGUCCCUAACGUUCCUGCUCUCCAUGGGCAAGGACGACGGCGUGGGGCAGAUCAACGGCUACCACGUGGGGCGCCUCGUGGUGACGACCGCCAAGAGCCGCGACCUCUUCGUCCACAAGAGCUGGAAGACCUUGGGGCAGCCCAUGCCCAACUAGGGUGGGGGUCCCAGCCCUGCAGGGGCUGUAGCAA